Leptinotarsa decemlineata (Colorado potato beetle) is the source of this 1326-nucleotide messenger RNA. RefSeq names its product peroxisomal biogenesis factor 19 (gene Pex19). Gene Ontology annotation, cellular component: peroxisomal membrane; peroxisome. The record is from RefSeq and is a predicted model, not a curated record. Gene Ontology annotation, biological process: protein import into peroxisome membrane. Lineage: Eukaryota; Metazoa; Arthropoda; Insecta; Coleoptera; Chrysomelidae.
AACGUGCUUUGUGACUCUCAGUGAGCUUUGAGCUGUGGCAACUGGCAACACCGCUUCAACCUAACAUUUUUCAAUUUUGUGAUCUUUCCAUAGUAAAUCGAAUAUUAUUUUCAUUUAAUCUUUUUAUCAAAUCGCCUUGUAUACAGAUUAAUACCUUAAUAUAUUAAUAGAUUAUUUGAAAUAACCCAUUAUUUUGAUAUUACCUUUGAAUAAGUUUUCACGCUGCCUAACCUCGAAUUGAAAAAUGGGUGACAGUUCCAAAGAUAUAGCUAAGAAGGAUCAAGUUGAUGAGGAAUUAUCCAACCUCCUAGACAGUGCUUUAGAAGAUUUUACCAAGACCAAUCCAGUAAAAAAAAAUGAGAAACUUGAAGAGACAGGGAAAGAAGUUGAACCUUCAAAUGGAGCUGUACCAGAAUGGUCCAACGACUUUAUUCAACAGGCCGCGAAGCAGUUUGAAGAAAAUUUUGCCAGUUUAAUGGCUGGAUCAAAUCCAAAUAUAACACCUCAACUUCUUGAAAAGAAAUUGCAACAAAUGGCAGAUGCAGCUCAUCAUGUACUUGAAAACCCUGCAGAAGUAUGCGACGCCUCGAGUGACUUUUCCGCCUCCAUAUCUCGUGCUGUUCAAGAUCUGAGUGCUGGUGCUGAGAGUUUACAAGCACCUUUGAAUGAGGAAGACUUCAUGAAAAUGUUCACUGGAGGUGGUUCUGGACAGGAAAAUGAUGUAUUACCUUUUAUGCAAGGAAUGAUGCAAGGAUUGUUAUCUAAAGAAGUACUAGGACCAAGUUUGGAAGAUUUUGUUCAAAAAUUGCCAGAAUACAUUGAAAACAACAAAGAAAAAUUAGACAAAAAAGAUGUCGAACGAUACGAAAACCAAAAAAAACUUAUGGAAGAAGUACUUGUUGAACUGAAUGAAGAAAAAGAAACUGAUAGUAAUGAUGUGAAAAAAGAAAGGUUCAUGAAAGUUUUGGGGCUCAUGCAAAAGCUUCAAGACUAUGGUCAACCUCCAUCAGAACUAGUGGGAGAUUUAGAAACACCAUUUGGUUUUGACCCUCAAGGAAAUCCUCUCAAUUCUGAAAAUAAUCCUGGAAGUAAUUCUGAAUGUAAUAUAAUGUAAAAAGGUUUUUUGUGUCCAAUUUUAGAAAGGUGUUAGAUAUUCUUUAAGUAAAUGUAAAACCUGAUGCUCUAAAUGUAAAACCUGAUGCUCAGUGUUAACACAUCUUUGUUCAAGGAACUGUUGGUAUAUGGUUUUUGUAGUCAUUUAUAGAUUUUGUUUGACAAUAUAUGUUGAUUAUUGUUUCUGUUGAAAAUAUUUAUCAUUAAUGUGUA